Messenger RNA from Helianthus annuus (common sunflower), 377 nucleotides. Its product is annotated as UDP-glucuronate 4-epimerase 3. The transcript is spliced from 2 exons. Lineage: Eukaryota; Viridiplantae; Streptophyta; Magnoliopsida; Asterales; Asteraceae. Bases 34 to 363 code for a protein of 109 amino acids. The record is from RefSeq and is a predicted model, not a curated record.
AACUGAGAGUUGUGUGUGUGUAUAGGGAUACCGAUGGGAGUAACGGUCAAGUCAUCAGUCAACAUCGGAUUGAAAACAGGGUACUCUGUUUUGGUCACCGUAGCAGCCGGUUUCGUCGGAAUCCACAUCAGCGCCGCCUUGAGAUGCCGUGGUGACUACGUUUUAGGGUUAGACAAUUUUAACAGUUAUUACGAUCCUACCCUCAAAAGGGCUCGUCAACAUGUGUGGAAAAAAAGUGGGAUUUUCAUUGUGGAAGGGCACAUAAAGGACACCGGUUUGCUGAACAAACUCUUUGAGUAUGCAAAAAUGCAAAUCCACAGCCUGCAAUUGUUUGGGUAUCUUCUAGUUCUGUUUAUGGGUUGAAUACAGAAGUACCC